AGCAGAGGCCAUUAGAGAGAGAGAGAGAUGGGAAGGUCACCUUGUUGCGAGAAGGCUCACAUGAACAAAGGAGCUUGGACUAAAGAAGAAGAUCAGCUUCUCGUAGAUUACAUCCGCAAACACGGCGAAGGUUGCUGGCGAUCUCUCCCUCGAGCAGCCGGUUUACAGAGAUGUGGUAAGAGUUGUAGGUUAAGAUGGAUGAAUUAUCUUAGACCAGAUCUCAAGAGAGGUAAUUUCACUGAGGAAGAAGACGAACUCAUCAUCAAACUCCAUAGCUUGCUCGGUAACAAAUGGUCGUUGAUUGCUGGGAGAUUAGCAGGAAGAACGGACAACGAGAUCAAAAACUAUUGGAACACUCACAUCAAGAGGAAGCUUCUCAGCCGUGGGAUUGAUCCAAACAGCCACCGUCCGAUCAACGAACCCACAAUCCCUCCUUCAAAAACAACAACACCGCCACUUCUAAAAGAAGAGCCUGUACAGUUCCAUUUAGCCGGACCCGAUCAACAACAGACGGUUAAACCGGAACCGAUGGUGCUAGACCGGGAAGUGAUUGAUAAUAAUAAUAAUAAUAAUAAUAAUAAUAACUGCUCGAGCAGCGGAACGACGUCUGAGGAGGAGUGUUUACUCAAUUUGGAACUCUCUGUUGGUCCAGCUACGAACAGGAGUUAUCGGUACGAGUCGUCCCGGAAGACAAAUCCCGACUCGGUUAAGUCCACUGGACGGUGGGGAUCCGAGUUGUUCGUGGAUCAGGUUGAAGUGUGUUUGUGUUGUCGGAUAGGGUUUCAUAAUGAGUCGUGUCGGAAUUGUCGUAUUUCUGAUGUUCGAACCGUCUGGGAAUCGAAAAUUCUUUAG
Molecule: messenger RNA, 852 nt
Organism: Eruca vesicaria subsp. sativa (arugula)
Lineage: Eukaryota; Viridiplantae; Streptophyta; Magnoliopsida; Brassicales; Brassicaceae
Source: the annotation of a GenBank genome assembly